AUGAAGAGAAAAUAUGAAGACUCUAUCAGAGUGAAGCGUGCACAGCUUCAAGCCUUGAGGAGAGAUUUUGAGACACUGGCUAUGAAGGAUGGAGAAUCUGUGACCAACUAUUUUGCAAGAACAAUGGAGAUUAGUAACAAGAUGCGGUUCCAUGGCGAAAAGAUGACAGAUGCCACUAUUGUUGAGAAGAUUUUGCGCUCCCUAACAACAAAUUUCAAUUAUGUUGUUUGCUCAAUUGAAGAAUCAAAAGACAUAGAUGUGCUGUCUAUUGAUGAAUUGCAAAGCUCCUUGUUGGUUCAUGAGCAGAAAAUGAAUAAAAGCUCUACCACAGAGGAGCGAGCACUGAAGGCUUCUACCGCUACAAUAUUCAUUCCUCCGAUUUCAGAGGAAGGGGAAGUGGGAGAGGUAGAGGUAGGGGUAAAGGAAGAGGAGAACGUGGAAACAUAG
Molecule: messenger RNA, 447 nt
Organism: Glycine soja
Lineage: Eukaryota; Viridiplantae; Streptophyta; Magnoliopsida; Fabales; Fabaceae
Exons: 1
Coding region: 1-447 (148 amino acids)
Source: RefSeq, a predicted model, not a curated record